GCUCUUACAAUUUUUAUGUCAAGUAUGCACCAACUCGCACAGAAAGAAGUUUUAAUGGACCAGUAACUGUGUAGUGUGUUUAUUCUUUGCAGCUACUAAUUGAAGAAGACUGUGCUUCAUUGAGCCGGACAGACGGAUACAAAUAAGAAGCAGUCUUGUGUGUAAAAAAGAAAUAGAAAAAAAACGUGCACGAAUGUCAAUCACUCGGACUCGCGAUUACAACCUUAUUCACCGGAAAUUCAAGUACAGCAAGCAUGUACGCCAGGCCACCUUAAGGCGGUCGCGCCUUUUACGUAAAGGUAACUUGAGGCGCCUUACCGCAUGUCACUGUGCUUAUAUAAGAUACGAAACGAAACAAAACAGCGCGAAGCAAAACAGCUUGCGAUUACGCGCGACGCGUACGCAACAGGUAGACAGGCGUCGCCGGCCGGAGCAUAAAAGCUGGCUGCUCUCAGGAAAAGGCCGCCAGUCGUUCGCCCUCAAUUCCUGCACCGCUCGGUUUACGGCAGCUCGUCUGACUACUCGAUCGAUAUCCAGAACAUUCGCAAUGUUUCCAACGGUGCAAGUGCUGUUAGUCUGCCUCAUCGUUGAAGGCUACGGACUGCACCACCACCCGUCGUAUCAGGCUGUAUAUCCGACGUCCGGCUUCAGCGGCUACAAUACUGCCGCUGCUCCCUACCAAGGAUACAACGCCUACACCUUUCCACCUCACCCGCACAACUUUGGCUACGACAAUGUGGACGAGUACGGCAAUCGACAUUUCCGCAGCGCGCAGAGCGACUCCAGAAACACCAAGACCGGUUUGUACGGCUACCGCGACGUGAAUGGCCUCUACGGGCGUGUGAACUACAUCGCCGAUGAGUACGGCUUCCGGGCCACCAUGGACACCAACGAACCAGCUGCCACUCUUGAAGAGAGCGCCGACGCGGUUUUCAACGUUGCACCAGUGGUCCAUCCAGUUCUUUCAGCAGCUGACCAGAGUGGGGCACCUACAGCUUAUACCGUUAGGGUGGCGGCACCUUACAACGCUGGUGGCUACAGUGGUUACGGCAAAUACAGAUACAACCCCAACGCAGGCGCUGCUGGAGCCUACGCGUACGCUCCGUUCGGACGUCAGGGAAACGCUGCUAGCAGUCCAGCCCUCAGUGAAUACCUGCACGGCGGACAACCUCCCUACAGCUACAGUGCCACCGGCUACGGUGCGAGCAACCGCCCUGGUGUCCAUGGCGCACCUGCCGUUUACGGGAGCUGGUCUUCCAAUCAUCGUGGCUACCGGCGUCUAUAAUGCAUGUCUCUUAGGCCACGUGAGACAAGACAAAUGGCAGAUGUUGCCGUUGGAACUUUUGCACCGUGCUUGAUGUGACAGAUUGUAA
This is a messenger RNA of Dermacentor andersoni, 1373 nucleotides long. The record is from RefSeq and is a predicted model, not a curated record. NCBI's taxonomy places the organism in Eukaryota, Metazoa, Arthropoda, Arachnida, Ixodida, Ixodidae.